AAUACGAUUGUGUGGCUUAUCAGUCGCGGAACGGGCCUACCUCCUAGUAGUGUGCCUGUACGAACCGAUAUAUGGCAUAGGCGCCAGUGCUCAUUAGCAAACAGUCCGUCGGUGGCUAGUGUCGAGCAAACAUACUUCCGAACAAAAAAAUGGUUUUAGUGCGUGGUUUGGUUCUGGUGCUGUUCACCGUUGCGUUGGUCCAGGCGAGAGUUCUUAAGAAUUCACCCGAGAAUGCUGCCCGGCUAAGGAACCUGCGGCCGGAUGAGCUGGCGGAGGAACUCAGCGGUCAGUUCGAGGGAGAUAUCGUGCUGAGCGAGGAACAGGAACGCUCCAUACUGAGCAACAAGCGCAAUGGGCUGAUUGCGUCCACUUACCGGUGGCCGGAAAACACCGUGCCGUUCGAGAUCGUCGAGGAAGACUUUACACCGGAACAGAUCGCACACAUCAAGCGAGGUAUUCGGCAGAUCGAAUCGGUCACCUGUCUGCGGUUUGUGGCGCGCACGGACGAGACGGACUUUGUGCGCGUGAUCGGUACCGGAUCCGGCUGCUACUCGUCCGUCGGCCAUCGGGGCGGUGCGCAAACGCUUAACCUCGAGCCGUACGAUGUGGACACCGGAUGCUUCCGUUUGGCAACGAUCGUGCACGAGUUUAUCCACGCGCUCGGGUUCUACCAUCAGCAGAGCGCCAGCGAUCGGGACCAGUUUGUCGACAUCUUGUGGGAUAACAUUGAGGAGGGCAAGGAGCAUAACUUCAACAUCUACGACGCCAGUACGAUCACGGACUUUAACGUGGUGUACGAUUAUGGCAGUGUGAUGCACUACAGCGCGACCGCCUUCAGCAAGAAUGGGGAGAAAACGAUCGUGCCGAAGGAUCCGAAUGCGGCGAUCGGGCAGCGGGUGGGCAUGAGCGAGCGGGACAUCUCCAAGCUGAACCACAUGUACAGGUGUUUGGGCAAGGAUUAGGGCGGCGCGCUCUGUGCUAGUGAUAGGUAGUGGUGGCGAAAGUGUUGGCUAAUAAAAAGAUCUUCCAUGUUCGGUAA
Molecule: messenger RNA, 1039 nt
Organism: Anopheles stephensi (Asian malaria mosquito)
Lineage: Eukaryota; Metazoa; Arthropoda; Insecta; Diptera; Culicidae
Product: seminal metalloprotease 1-like
Exons: 3
Coding region: 150-962 (270 amino acids)
Biological process (GO): proteolysis
Molecular function (GO): metalloendopeptidase activity; zinc ion binding
Source: RefSeq, a predicted model, not a curated record